UCAGCAGUAUAUCCAAUCCAUCCAACAAACUAUCAUAGAGAAAUAUUCAACUCCACUGCGAGAUCUUUCAGCACCGUAAAAUGGCGUUCUACGCGGACGAAGAAGAGGUCUGGAAAUGUCCAAAACACCCUUCCAAGCGUCGCAGGACCGGAAUCUGCCCGACCUGCCUCAAGGACCGUCUCGGCACCCUCUGCCCCGACUGCGCCACCGCGCGCCCCUGCAACUGCUGCCCCACCGCCGCGACGGCCUCGUCUUCCUCCUCCUCCUCUUCCUCUUCCUUCUCUCUCUUCUCCGCCUUCGGCAGCCGACGCGAGUCCUCGACCGGGGCGCUCGGCUCGGUGGGACGCGUGUCGAACCUCAUCGACAGCGAGCCGGCCUUCCGCCGCUCGAGGUCCGUCGCGAUACCGUUCCUCCGCUCCCGGUUCCCUGACCGCAGCGAGUCGGAGAAUCCGAGGAAGUCGUCGUUCUGGUCGGUGUUCAAGACGCACAGGGGGAGGAAGUGCGAAGACGAAGGAGAAGAAGGAGAAUCGAACAGGAACGGGGAGGCGGAGGUGGAGGAUAAUAAUUACUUAAGGAGGAUGAUGAGGAGAUCGAGGUCGGUGGCGUCGGGCAUCGGAGAUGUUAGAUCCUCGGCGUCGAGGAAAGGGAUCAGGGGUUGGCAUUUUCCGAGCCCGAUGGGUGUUUUCCGGCACUCCAAGUCCAAAGUCGUUCACGAGCGAUCCCCUUUGUACAGAGGUUGAUUUAAUUUUGUGCUCAAAUCUAGAAACUCAACAGCUUGAAUACAUAACAACUAAAUAAAAACCAACUAUUUUGACUGUUUUUUUUUUGCAUCAUCUAUUUUGACUAGUUUAGUGGGUAUAAUAGUCCACCGAUGAAAAAACAGUGUUUCCAAUUCUUAUGAUUUGUCUGGAUUGGGUAUUGCAAUUAAUGGAAUGAGCAAUCAUAUGAACUCAAUUUUGGAACACAA
Rhododendron vialii is the source of this 967-nucleotide messenger RNA. RefSeq lists its product as uncharacterized. The transcript has a single exon. Bases 81 to 740 code for a protein of 219 amino acids. Lineage: Eukaryota; Viridiplantae; Streptophyta; Magnoliopsida; Ericales; Ericaceae. The record is from RefSeq and is a predicted model, not a curated record.